This is a messenger RNA of Lactuca virosa, 857 nucleotides long. The record is from the annotation of a GenBank genome assembly. Lineage: Eukaryota; Viridiplantae; Streptophyta; Magnoliopsida; Asterales; Asteraceae.
GUAAAUUCCAAUUCACCCCACCACUCACUUUAUCUUCAUAUAAAUUCAUCACUUCACUUGUUAUAUAAAUUCCAAAAUUAAAAAAAUGGAGAGAAAGAGUAACAAAAUUUCCUCUAGAGAAAAGUUGAACAUGACAAAGAACGACUUAGUGAAUGACAAUUAUGAUCAUGAGCUUAUGGGCGGCAGCUACGGUGGCGAUGGCGAAGAUGGUGGAGGUUCUUCCAAUGGGGAUGUAAAGAAGAAGAAAGGGUGUCAGAAUAGUGGUGGUUUGAACAGUGCUACGAGAUGUUGUCAAGCUGAAAAAUGUACAAGUGAUUUAGCUGAAGCCAAACAAUAUCAUCGAAGGCAUAGAGUAUGUGAGUUUCAUGCAAAGGCUCAUGCUGCUAUUAUUGCUGGUAUCCACCAAAGAUUCUGUCAACAAUGUAGCCGGUUUCAUGAGCUUUCAGAAUUCGAUGAAGCCAAGAGGAGUUGUAGGAGGCGUUUAGCAGGGCACAAUGAAAGGCGAAGGAAGAACUCAAUGGAGUUCAAAGGCACUGGGAAGGAACUUGUUUGUGUGCAAAGUGACGAUAACAGGUUUCAAAUGGUUAUAAAAGACCACCAGACUUAUAAUAAACAUUUGCAAACCAGAUGAAAAACCUAAAUAAAUCAAGGCACGGAGUAGUAAUUCAACAAUAGUGCUUGUAGUAAUUCAACAAUAGUGCGUGCACGACACACACUAUUGUCGAAUGCUAAAAAAAGUUGCUUAACCCCAUGAGUUUGAAUCUCAAAAAUGUAUCAGUUUCUCUAGUAUUAUUAUGUAUAACCAUCAUUGGUGUUUAAAUAAUGUUGUGUCGAACUAAUUAUGUAUCAUGGAGAAU